GGUCUGGUGGAGGAAGGCGCUGAGCUCAAACUACGGAAGCUCGGCAGCGCGGAGGCCUUCAGCCGGCUCUUGAGUUUUCUUAUAUUUGUAAAAACUAGCUUGCUAAAAUGGGUCGCCAUUCAUCAGACACUGAAGAAGAAACUAAAAGCAGAAGAAAAAAGAAACAUCGUAGAAGGUCAUCUUCAAGCAGUUCCUCAGAUAGAAGUUAUAGCCAUAAAAAAUCAGGAAGAAAAUCAAGAUCACGGUCUCGAGAUGUCCAGUUUCGUUCACAUUCAUAUGAAAAAAGGCGAAGGCAUCGAUCAAGCAGCAGUUCUUCGUAUGGGUCCAAAAGAAAACGGAGUCAUAGCCGAUCAAGAGCACAAGGAAAAUCAUAUCGGUCUCAGAGAUCAAGAUCAAAAAGCAGGUCAAGAAGAUCACAUUCCAGACCACAACAACGAUCAUACAGUCGCAGCAGUGAAAGAACUAGUCGCAGGAGAACUCGUAGUGGGUCUCGUGAGAAAGAAAGACGUAAAGGCAGAGAUAAAGAGAAAGCAAGGGAGAAGGAAAGAUCCAGAGGAAAAGAGAAAGAGCAGCAUUACAACAAAAGUGGAGAUGCCGGAAACAUCAAAACUGGAUUAGAACAUCUGUCUGCUGCUGAACAAGCCAAAGCUAGAUUACAAUUGGUCCUUGAAGCUGCUGCUAAAGCUGAUGAAGCAUUAAAAGCAAAAGAGAGAAGCGAAGAAGAAGCAAAGAAGAAAAAAGAAGAUCAAGCCAGUCUUGUUGAGCAAGUAAAACGAGUCAAAGAAAUUGAAGCAAUUGAAAGUGACUCUUUUAUUCCACAGACAUUCAGAUCAAGCAAAGAAGUCAAAAAGGUCACAGAAUCUGCUGAUAUCAAAAGUGAACCAGGAAUUAUAGAAGUGACAAACAUUGGUGUUGCUGUUACUGAAAAAGAAGUAAAGCCUGGAAUUAUUCCUACUACUAUCAAAUACCAAGAUGAAAACUCGCUUUGCCAUCCCAAUUUAUAUAUUGACAAGGCAGAAGCAGAAGAAAGAUGGUUCCAAAGGCUGAUGUCUCUUCGACAUGAGAGGCUAAUGGGCAGUCCAGUGGCUUGAGUGAAUUAAAUAGCCAACAUACUUUCCUUGUGUUCCAUUGUAUAAAAUUUCAUGACACAUUUGAAUGAGUAUAUAAAUAUUGCCUAGAGUGAAGGUGGGAUGAAGGGAAGUAUGAGAGGAAGUAUAUUUCUGGAAUCAGCCAACAGAUUUAUGUCAUAUUAAAGGCAUUAAGUAAAAGAAUAAUGACUAUUACUUUACAAAACAAUUAUUUGUAGAAAUAUUUUAUGGCGUUCAUUUUCUUAGUGUAUUCCUGUUGUUGAGAUUCAAAUGCUCUGCAUGUUAUUUCACACCUGAUGGGGUACUUAAGCUUCUUCCAAGGGCAGUUCCUCCCAAGUUCCUCUAUAUUGGCAAUUAUGCAUUAAAGACCUUAGCAGUAACAAUGUAUGAAGAGAAAGAAAGAAAAACAGUAUCUUCCUACCUAAUAAUGUUUUGUGACUGAAAUCUAGAACAACAAUGAGAAAGCAGUUGUAUGAGAAGUGAGAUUCUGACUAUCAUUUAAUUAUACAAAUGACAGCAGACACUUUUUAAAUUAAUGUUCUUGGAUAUAUUCAAUACACCACAAGAUAUACUAGAAUGCAAAUGAGGGGGGAAAGCUUUAUUUGUUGUCAUCAAAUUUUGCAAAAUCAGUAUUCAACUGAGAACAUACAUAAGAGUUAUCAAUAAUGAAUUACAUACACUAAAACAAAAAAAGAGAAAACCUGGCUCCUCUUCAGAAGCUGCUACAUGAUUUCAUGAAAUGCUAUAUGGACAUGGGGGGGCGGGGAAUGAACAUGUUGAAAACACAUUUAGUAUGGCAAGUAUGCUGGGUGGGGGGGCGAAGAGGGGGUCCAGACUAUGCAGCUUCAUCUUUUUAGACAACAUUUAAAUAUUUGACUAAAAUGUGUCUUUUUAUUUUUCUAUGUAUUGGUGAAUAUAAACUGCA
This is a messenger RNA of Notechis scutatus (mainland tiger snake), 2013 nucleotides long. It is a transcript of the gene RSRC1, whose product is annotated as arginine and serine rich coiled-coil 1. Lineage: Eukaryota; Metazoa; Chordata; Lepidosauria; Squamata; Elapidae. Gene Ontology annotation, biological process: alternative mRNA splicing, via spliceosome. The record is from RefSeq and is a predicted model, not a curated record. Gene Ontology annotation, cellular component: nucleus; cytoplasm.